AUGAUCCAGCAGUGCUGCGCUGCAGCCAAGAUCCACAUCGGAACGCCAUCCGGCCGCGUCGACAAAGUUCACGGCCUAGACUGCUACAUUGCAACACCGCCUACCCGCACCGAGCCGGAGGGCGUCAUCAUCAUCCUUCCCCACGUCUUCGGCUGGGAGCUAGUCGACACUCGCAUCCUCGAAGAUGCUUUUGCUACAAAGGGGAGCUGCCUCGUCUACCUUCUGGAGCUGCAAGAUGCUCCCUCGCCAACCUUCGAAACCUCAGGCCUCUCAACCAACCGCCAUCCACUUCCGCACCUACCACCUCGCCCGCACGCGCACCAAUACCGAUACGACGCACUCCGCAUGACGUUGAGGUUGAGGCGGAAGGGAAGAGGAAGUGGAAGGUGGCGGUACGUGUCGUUUGGUGGACGAGCCGUCGAAGAUGCGGCGUGCCGGAGGAAGGAUGUGGGAGGUGGGGAGGCUGUCGAUGAGCGUGGCGGCGGAGCGGAGAGAGACGCUGAGGGUUCUGUGCUAGCGGGUGGAUGCGGGAUGCGGCGAUGGGGGACUCUGUUCUGGGAGGAAAGAAAGAAGGAAAGAAAGGUUCGGGACGAGGGGGGCGAAGCUGCAUGA
Messenger RNA from Diplodia corticola, 612 nucleotides. RefSeq names its product dienelactone hydrolase family protein. The coding region runs from base 1 to 612 and encodes 203 amino acids. The record is from RefSeq and is a predicted model, not a curated record. The transcript is spliced from 2 exons. NCBI's taxonomy places the organism in Eukaryota, Fungi, Ascomycota, Dothideomycetes, Botryosphaeriales, Botryosphaeriaceae.